Molecule: messenger RNA, 3405 nt
Organism: Thyridium curvatum
Lineage: Eukaryota; Fungi; Ascomycota; Sordariomycetes; Thyridiales; Thyridiaceae
Exons: 2
Coding region: 1-3405 (1134 amino acids)
Biological process (GO): maturation of LSU-rRNA from tricistronic rRNA transcript (SSU-rRNA, 5.8S rRNA, LSU-rRNA); maturation of 5.8S rRNA from tricistronic rRNA transcript (SSU-rRNA, 5.8S rRNA, LSU-rRNA)
Cellular component (GO): nucleolus
Source: RefSeq, a predicted model, not a curated record
AUGGCCAAACGGAAACCGAGGGGUCCAGAGGGGGAGAAUCCUCGAAAGCGAGUGCGUAUCGUGCAUGAGGCUCCCACCUUUGAAGAAAUUCAUGCUGCGCGACAGCUUAAGCAGCUUCUCACAUUUGAUCAAGACCUCCAGAAAGCUAGACAUGGCUUGCAAUCGCUCAAAGUGUUCCUCGAUACAAUCAACGAUGCUGACACGAGGGAUCCUGAGAAAAUGGGCAUACUGAAAGACUUCCUCGAAGCCUCAAGACCCCGCGGCGAUGAUACGAGCGAAGAUGCUGUAUAUCUUUCAGAGCUCAUGGAGACAUGGAGCUUUGCGGCACAGGUCAACAACGAGAACAUCAUGUCCGCCGUGCCAGUUGCCUUGGCCCUUCUGCUCAAGAUCGUCUCCCAGACACUGGAUCUCACUCCGCACGGCUUAGGGAUCUGUCGGACGCUGCUGCACAAGAGACAACAGGAGCUCCUCGCCCGGAAUCUAUCAGCAGACAAGAGCAAGGAGUUUAUCAUCUCUCCCACGUUGAGACUUGUCCGCGAAGCCAUCUCGUUUGACGGCGGCGUCGUGGCCAAAGCGAUCUUCCGUGCACGGAGUUAUACCUAUAAGUCACUGGCUCGAAACAUGACCGUGAAGUUUCUGGGCGACGGCCUCGAGGAUGGAAAGCGACCGUCAGCCAGGACCAAUGCCAUACGCUUCUUUCUGAGCUCUCUCAAGUUCCUUCAUGCCGAGGCCAAGGCAGAAUUACUGUCUCAGAAAGAUUUGGUGACCGCUUUGACGAAGACGCUGAAGGACGACCCGCCUUAUCUCAUCAUUGAAAUGCUCGAAUGCCUCAAGAAAUCCGUCAUGAUGGACAGGAAAGUGCCGAGGAUUGCUAAGUCGAGGCUUUUGAGCUCCAUGACAUUGAGUCGCAUCGCCGGCCUUUAUCACUAUCACCACGAAACUCAACAGGGAGAUGGAGUCGUAGCCGUGGACGAUGCGGCACAUUCAUUCCUGGUUCAUGCCUGCACAACCCCAAAUGCUGGGGUGCUGCGCGAUCAAACUGGAUUCUACCCGAAGGGGCUUGAUCUCGGCCAGACUUCCCAGGGUUUCGAAGAUUCACCAGAGGCGGGCUUGGCCAAGCCUGUCUUGUUCGACCAGGUCACCGGGGACGUUCCUGUGGAAAACAUAGUUUUGUUCGACUUCAUCCAGGCACUCCGGCCAUGGUCAAACAGCAAGCAAAGCGACCUGGUCAUCGCCAUAUUCAAGGCUGCCCCCGAAAUCGUUGCUGGUUACUUCAUCAGCAAAAAGUCCUUCACCUUUGAGCCAAAACUGUCAGCGACCUGGAUUGGUUAUGCGGCCCUUCUUUUCAGUACUAUUCAGAUACCCAUACCUCGUUUCUUUGGCGCUCACUUGACGUAUGCCCGAUCGCCGCCUCCCACAUCAAUACUUAUCGACAACAUCCUCCCACUCCCUCUCACACAAAAAGUGCUCACACGAUCCUUGUCCCAAAAGUCCAAUCUCGUUUCCUUCUUUGCCACGAGACUUUUGGUUAUUGCACUUCAAAAGUUGCGGCAGGCCUUGCGUCUCCACAGAGAGGCCGUGGCCAUGGGCAAGGCAUCGUGGACUGCGUCUUCAAGAAGACUGGUGGACGAAUUCUGCCAGAGAUGUCCCAAUAUGAGGGAUGCCUUCAAUGCCUAUAGGACCAUACCGCCAGACGAUCUGCUCCACCGAGAGGCUGCCAGUCGUCUGCUGCGCCUCUACUACGAGAUUAUACCGCAAGCUGCCUUUUCGGCAAGAAUUGAUGUAUCGCCACUGCUGGCAGCAGUUCUCCAACAGCUCGAGAACGCUGGUCAAUCAAGCGAGGACAAGGCGCUGAGACUGCUCGAGCUCGAAAACCUCCUCGUUAUUGCAGGGCACUCUCCAGGGAUGCGGUGGUUUUCGAAAUCUGACACCCUAGCGUUUUCGCCUUUUACAUCGCUCCUGAAAGUGUGUGUUGGUACGGACGAAUAUACGACCAUGUCGAGUUUCGGGGUUUUGGAUCUUGUGGCGAGGGAGCAACAGCUGGUCUGGCCCAAUCCCAACUAUUUGGACCUGGCGCCUCUCAUGGAGAGCUUGCGACAGCUCAAGAGGGUGAAACCGACCGCAUUGGAGCAUGUCUGGCCCUUUAUAGACAAUUGCGCCGCUCGAUGUACUGCCACACCCAUCAAGUACCUAGAGGUAGCCAGCGAGAUCCAGAUCAACAGGGAAGACACAAGGCCAAUGGUUUUAAGCCCAUUGUGGCUGGCCAUCAUGGAACAGGUACCCUUCCUGUCAGGGCCUAACGGGGAUGCCCAUGCCGCCGAAAGUAUUGCUCGAUUCAUUGUUGGCUAUGCUGGCUUCUCCGAGUCGGCUGGAGAAGACGCUGCUGCUCUUGGCGAGGUGAUCAAGCGAAUCUCCGAUUCGUUACCUCUCGAAAGCAAGAAGCGCCGGUCCGCAAAAGCUGGAAAAGCAUCAAUGCGAGCCGAGACCCGACGGCCUGCUGUCGAGGUCGGUGAAGAGGACGUCUCGGGAUCUACGGAGACGGCCCGCAGCAAAUCAACCGAGAUCGACCAAGAGUCGUUGGAGGACAUGCUGGCUACCCCAGAUUCGGUCGGCUCUGAUAAUGCGGCGCUCUCAAGAUGGGUUCACAAAGAUGCUGACGAACUGGUCGAGGAGGGACAUGCCGCGGCACUGGUACAGCUGCUUUCGUCGGAGCACACCAGCAUCAGGAAGGAGGCAUUGACCAACGUCAUGAAGAUGGCAGCCAAGAUCCGAGAAUCGACCUACGAGGAGAAGGAGCAGAUAUGGCUGCUUUUGGCUGAAUUGGCAGAAUCGUCCAAGGGAUUCGUCGACGAAAAGCCUCUCCCCAGUCAUAUCGUGGCUUUCGCGUGUGGAGCUCUCAAGGUGCUGAAGAAUCCUCUACACUGCCUUUACGCCAAAGUCAACGCCUUUCUGACGGCUGGCCCCGUCUGGAACCUGGAUAAGUUCCCACUUGUGUAUGAGAUCCUGCAAGAGGGCCCGUCCAAUGACGACGCAUACUACGCCGAGGUGAGCUGGCUGCUGGCAUACCUGCUGGAGAGUCUGCGGACACCUGCCGACCUGUUCUUGGUGCAUGGUAAGCGGCUCUUUGAGCGGCUGCUAGCUCUGACUGCCAACCCGUACGCGCGGCAGCCAGUACGGAUGCAAGUUCUGCGCAUCGUAUAUAGGGCCACGGCGAUCAAGGGCGGUAGUGACACGCUGGUGACGCGGUUUGGCCUGAUUAGCUGGCUCGAGAGCCAGACAGCGAAGUUCAGCGGCGAGGAGGAGGCCAAAAUAUACAAGGCUCUGUUGAGGAGAGUGUGGAAUACGUGCGACCAGGAGAGGGUCAGGCAGUGGAGCCAGGGCGGCAUCGAUGCUCUCCUUGACUGA